This is a messenger RNA of Cynara cardunculus var. scolymus (artichoke), 1147 nucleotides long. RefSeq names its product pyrroline-5-carboxylate reductase. NCBI's taxonomy places the organism in Eukaryota, Viridiplantae, Streptophyta, Magnoliopsida, Asterales, Asteraceae. The transcript is spliced from 7 exons. Gene Ontology annotation, molecular function: pyrroline-5-carboxylate reductase activity. Gene Ontology annotation, biological process: L-proline biosynthetic process. Bases 161 to 988 code for a protein of 275 amino acids. The record is from RefSeq and is a predicted model, not a curated record.
GGGCCAUGUGCGGAUCUCUCUCUUAACAAAAUGUGGUUGUUGCUCUCCUGAUUCUUCCUGAAUUACUGAUUGUACACUCAAAUCUCCAAUCCAGUUUUCCAAUACUUCAUUUCAUCCCUACUGUUUGUUUCCACUAGUGUUUCCAUUCAUUUCAUUAACAAUGGGGUCUGCGCCUAUUCCCUCUGAGACCUACAAGCUAGGGUUCAUCGGAGCUGGUAAAAUGGCCGAGAGUAUAGCCAGGGGGGUUAUUAAAUCUGGCAUCCUCCCUGCUUCUCGUAUCAAAACUGCUCACAAAGGCUCUCGCCGCACCACUUUCGAAUCCUUUGGUGUCGGUGUUGUUGAACAUAAUAAUCAGGUUGUUGAAAACAGUGAUGUGGUGAUAUUCUCUGUCAAGCCACAAGUUGUUAAAGAUGCGAUCUUGCAGCUGAGACCAAUCUUAUCUGAGAAAAAGCUUCUGGUAUCAGUAGUUGCUGGUGUCAAACUAAAAGACCUCCAGGAGUGGGCUGGUCAUGAUCGUUUCAUCAGGGUAAUGCCAAAUACCCCUGCUGCUGUAGGUGAAGGAGCUUCUGUUAUGAGCUUGGGGGCAGGUGCAACACAAGAAGAUGGUGAAAUAAUUGCCAAGUUGUUUGGAGCAGUGGGUAAGAUAUGGAAAGCUGAUGAGAAACUCUUUGAUGCAGUCACCGGGUUGAGUGGCAGUGGGCCAGCAUAUAUAUUUUUGGCAAUAGAAGCUUUGGCUGAUGGAGCUGUAGCCGCAGGUCUACCACGGGAACUUGCACUUGGUUUAGCCUCGCAAACUGUUCUUGGAGCAGCGUCUAUGGCUAGCCAUGCUGGGAAGCACCCAGGUCAGCUUAAAGACGAUGUUACUUCGCCUGGUGGGACCACCAUUGCUGGGGUUCAUGAGCUUGAGAAGUCUGGAUUUCGUGGGAUAUUAAUGAAUGCAGUUGUUGCUGCUGCAAAGCGUAGCCGCGAGCUUUCCCAGAAUAAUUAGUUGGUCUAGAAUCAAGAGUUGAUUUGAAUGUUGACUAGUCUCUAUUUGGAGCAGGCACUUGAAUUAAUAAUUUUUAUUUACCUCACGGUUGGAUAGAUAAAUGUUUGGAUUUUUGCGAUUAUUUUUUAACAGGAAUUGCUGAAUCAUUGGCUUAUCAAA